This is a messenger RNA of Hansenula ciferrii, 966 nucleotides long. It is a transcript of the gene GTR2, whose product is annotated as Gtr2p. Gene Ontology annotation, cellular component: nucleus; Gtr1-Gtr2 GTPase complex; fungal-type vacuole membrane. NCBI's taxonomy places the organism in Eukaryota, Fungi, Ascomycota, Saccharomycetes, Phaffomycetales, Wickerhamomycetaceae. The coding region runs from base 1 to 966 and encodes 321 amino acids. Gene Ontology annotation, molecular function: GTPase activity; GTP binding. The transcript has 2 exons. Gene Ontology annotation, biological process: regulation of autophagy; positive regulation of TOR signaling; cellular response to amino acid stimulus. The record is from RefSeq and is a predicted model, not a curated record.
AUGGACCAACCGCAGAUAAUAAGUGAGCCUUCAAACGAUCCAGAACGUGCCACCAUCUUAUUGAUGGGGCUAAGAAGAGGUGGGAAAUCAUCAAUAUGUAAAGUUGUUUUCCAUAAUAUGCAACCAUUAGACACAUUAUACUUAGAAUCAACUUCAAAACCAACUACAGAGAAUUAUUCAUCUUUAAUUGAUUUAGCUGUUAUGGAAUUACCAGGUCAACUGAAUUAUUUUGAACCUUCAUAUGAUUCUGAAAAAUUAUUUCAAAGUGUUGGUGCUUUAGUCUAUGUUAUUGAUAGUCAAGAUGAAUAUUUAAAUGCUUUAACAAACUUAGCAAUGAUUAUUGAAUAUGCUUAUAAAGUAAAUCCAGAAAUACAUAUAGAAGUUCUUAUACAUAAAGUUGAUGGAUUAAGUGAAGAUUUUAGAUUAGAUACUCAAAGAGAUAUAAUGCAAAGAAUUGGUGAUGAAUUAUUAGAUUUAGGUAUUGAAGGUGUACAAGUUUCAUUUCAUUUAACUUCAAUUUUUGAUCAUUCUAUAUAUGAAGCUUUUUCAAGAAUUGUACAAAAAUUAAUAUUUGAAUUGCCAUCAUUAGAAAAUUUAUUAGAUAAUUUAGUUCAACAUUCUAAAAUUGAAAAAUCAUUUUUAUUUGAUAUAAAUAGUAAAAUUUAUGUUGCAACAGAUUCUUCCCCUGUGGAUUUACAAACUUAUGAAGUUUGUGCUGAAUUUAUUGAUGUUACUGUGGAUUUAAAUGAUUUAUAUGAAAAUAAAUUAUCUAAUCAGCCAUUGAAAUGUUCUUCUGUUUUACAAAAUGGUUAUAUAUUAACAUUCCAUACAAUGAUUAGAGGUUUGGCUUUAGUUGCUUUGAUUAAGGAUACAGAUGUUGAUGUUACAAUGGCUGUUGUUGAUUGUAAUAUUGAUAUUUUCAAUAAGGCAUUAAAAGACAUUUGGAAAAGAUCUAUCUUGGGUUAA